Messenger RNA from Manihot esculenta (cassava), 917 nucleotides. RefSeq names its product 15-hydroxyprostaglandin dehydrogenase [NAD(+)]-like. Gene Ontology annotation, cellular component: cytoplasm. The transcript has 2 exons. The record is from RefSeq and is a predicted model, not a curated record. Bases 280 to 615 code for a protein of 111 amino acids. NCBI's taxonomy places the organism in Eukaryota, Viridiplantae, Streptophyta, Magnoliopsida, Malpighiales, Euphorbiaceae. Gene Ontology annotation, molecular function: oxidoreductase activity, acting on the CH-OH group of donors, NAD or NADP as acceptor.
ACCUGAAUUGAAUUUUAACUGGGAAAUGUUAUGAUUUGUGGGGUUUUGUUAAUGCUGAUUUUGGCUUUGAAAUUUGGUUGAUAUGACUUGGAGUGGGUGCGUGGUAUUUAAGUUGAGAUCAAAAUCUCUUUGCAUAUUUAUAAUUGAAAUUUAUGAUUGCAACUUCAAAGGCAUUUACGUCAAUGCAAUUGCUGCAGGCUAUAAAUUGCUUUCUCCAUGAUUAUGAAUUUCUCGCAUUGUAUUGUGUGCUGUGAAUAGAUCCUACCUUUAUAGCCGUACAUGCUUGAGAAAAAGAAAGAUGCAAUUAAUAACUUUAAGGAUACGUGGAACCAUGAUAUUUUGUUAUACGUGGAAUAUUUUCAACUCUAUGAUCGAGAUAGGAAUUAUUUACCUUGGUUAUUUGGUGGUGAUCUACAUGUAGGGAAAGUGCUCAGUUUAGCACUUGGGGUGAAGGGAGUAUUUGUGACAGUAGUUGAUUUCUCAGAUGAGAAGGGGAAGGAAGUUGCAUCCCUUAUUGAGAAACAGAAUGCCAAAUUCCAUUCCAAGUUGGAAUUUCCAACUGCUAUGUUUGUUAGAUGUGAUGUGGCAAACUCAAUAUAUUAUUUGAUAAUUUGAAAAUGCCGAGAGGGGGAUCUGAUAAACCAAGUCAAGAUAUUGGAUGGAAUUUUGCUACUCCUACGGGAAAAAAAGGAGAAAUGACCUGUAAUUUUUGUGGUAAAAAAAUAACCGAGGGGAUAACUCGCUUGAAGCAGCAUUUGGCAAAUAUACCAGGGCAAGUUGCUAGUUGUCAAAAAGUUUAUGCGCAAGUAAAAAAAGACAUGGGUAAUAUGUUGAGAGGUUUUGAAGCUGCAAAAAGGGAUAAAGCAAAGAGGGCAAGGGAGUUGGAAGAUGAAAUCAUGAAGAUGACAGAAGUUGAG